Molecule: messenger RNA, 916 nt
Organism: Myzus persicae (green peach aphid)
Lineage: Eukaryota; Metazoa; Arthropoda; Insecta; Hemiptera; Aphididae
Exons: 3
Coding region: 18-899 (293 amino acids)
Molecular function (GO): protein dimerization activity
Source: RefSeq, a predicted model, not a curated record
ACUUUAAACUAAAAAAUAUGUUUAGUAUUUUUAACAUAAAAAAAAAAGUGCUGCCCGUCGAGGCUGUCGAGCCCGUCGAGCCCGUCGAGCCCGUCGAGGCAGAAACGUCUAGCUCUGCGUCUUGCUCCAUUGAUGUGGUCAGUACUAUAAAUACCAGACAGACUAUCGAUGAUUUAGGACACCUAAAUUCAGGUCCUAUUCAGCCAAAAAUGAAGUCGAUACAACAAUUUGCAGAUGAAAAUAAUGUUACAAUUGAAAUUCCAUACCAAGCACGAGGUAAGAGGAAAAGAAAUGAGCCAAUUCAUCUUAACAAUUUCAUACUAACUACAUCAACAAGCGCAGCAGCUGAACCAAUCGAGUCAAUUGAGUCUGUGCAUGACUAUUAUAGAUCCAAUAUCUAUUAUAAAAUAUUAGACUCAAUAAUUGUAAAUUUAAAAAAAAGAUUUUCUCCAGAUAGUUUAACAUUGGCUGUUUCUGUGGAUAAAUUCAUGCAACUUCAAUAUGAAGGAAGCUUAAUAUUUAUUGAUCAUUAUAAGGAUUUAUUGGAUAUUAACAAAUUAAACAUUAAAUCUGAAAUGACUGUUGCCAGAAAUUUUAUAAAUAAAAUCAACAAUGAUUUGACUAUUGACGAUUUGAAAACAUCAAUAAAAAAAGACAUUUUUCCAAAUGUCUAUAAAAUGCUUCAAGUAGCACUUACUUUACCUGUCAGCUCUUCAACUUGCGAGCGGUCUUUUUCGGCUAUGCGAAGAAUAAAGACGUGGGUGAGAACUUCUAUGUAUCAAGAACGAUUUACAAAUCUUUCUAUUCUACAUAUAGAGAAAGAUAUAACAAAAAAUAUGGAUACUGAAUGUAUUUUAAAUGAAUUUUCUAAAUCCUCAAGGAUGAUGGUUUUAAAAUAAAACAUUUAAGACAAAUA